Dioscorea cayenensis subsp. rotundata (Guinea yam) is the source of this 1875-nucleotide messenger RNA. Its product is annotated as serine/threonine-protein kinase STY13. Bases 499 to 1635 code for a protein of 378 amino acids. Gene Ontology annotation, biological process: protein phosphorylation. The transcript is spliced from 6 exons. NCBI's taxonomy places the organism in Eukaryota, Viridiplantae, Streptophyta, Magnoliopsida, Dioscoreales, Dioscoreaceae. The record is from RefSeq and is a predicted model, not a curated record. Gene Ontology annotation, molecular function: protein kinase activity; ATP binding.
UGCCGCCGCGCAAGAACCGAUGCGCGGAUAUCUUCGGGGAGACGGGUCUUGCUUUCUCGGGAGCAGAGAGGGAACAGGGGAGAGAGAGAGGACAACGAAGACCGAGGAUUGGAUUAGGGCUAGGUUUAGGGUUCGGUUCUGGAAGGGGGAGGUGCAGCGAAGGAGCGUAGCUGGGGGACUGUGGGAAGAAUCAUUGAGAGGUUGUGUAUAUUUAUUAGCUCAAUAUUUUAAUCAGGAGCUCUGGUUUUGUUUGAGUGUUUUGGUGAUUUGAUGUGGGAUUGGUGGAAGUGGGAUCAAAAUUUGGUUUUUGAUUGUCAAUGAAAUAGUUUUGUUGUUGUUUGGGGUUGUGAUGGUUGAGGUUGAUCUUUCUCUCUGUUUUUUUAGUUGUUUUGGUUUGGUGAAUCGAUUGGUGGAAUAGUUUUUGGGUGUGUUUUUUGAGGGAUUUAUGAGGUUGUUGAGGUAAAAGGAGGAACUUUUUUUUGGAUAAUUUGUUGCAAUAUGAGUUGUGGUGAUGAGCAUAAGGAGGGUAGGAAGGAGGGAGAAGAGAACAAGAGGCUUGGGGCUAGCAAAGUGGCAGAUGACUCUGUUGAGGAAGGGAGGCAAUCCUUUGGAUUUAAUGGCACUAAUUCUGUUCCAGUGCUUGAGCUUGAUGAGAAGCUGCUGAUCAAUCCCAGGUUGCUUUAUAUUGGAUCCAAGAUUGGAGAAGGAGCUCAUGGGAAAGUUUAUGAAGGAAAGUAUGGUGAGCAAAUUGUAGCAAUAAAAGUUCUCAAUGGUGGAAAUACUCCUGAAGAAAAAGCUACUCUUGAAAGUCGGUUUAUUCGAGAAGUGAAUAUGAUGUCCAGAGUGAGACAUGAGAACCUUGUCAAGUUUAUUGGAGCUUGCAAGGAUCCAUAUAUGGUAAUUGCUACAGAGCUACUACCUGGAAUGUCAUUAAAAAAGUAUUUGAGUAGCAUUCGUCCGAGACAACUUGAUCUCCAUAUAGCAAUUGGUUAUGCUCUUGACAUUGCUCGUGCAAUGGACUUCUUGCAUGCUAAUGGGAUAAUACAUAGAGACUUGAAACCUGACAAUUUGUUACUCACGGCAAACCAGAAAAAUGUGAAGCUUGUUGACUUUGGGCUUGCAAGAGAAGAAACUGUGACUGAGAUGAUGACAGCUGAAACAGGGACGUACCGAUGGAUGGCUCCUGAGUUAUACAGUACAGUAACACUCCGUCGUGGUGAAAAGAAGCAUUACACCAACAAGGUUGAUGUGUACAGUUUCGGUAUUGUCCUCUGGGAAUUGUUAACCAACCGUAUGCCAUUUGAGGGCAUGUCCAAUUUGCAGGCUGCUUAUGCUGCAGCUUUUAAGCAAGUGAGACCAGUUCUCCCCGAGGACACACCGCAGGAGCUCAUGUUCAUUAUACAGUCAUGCUGGGUUGAGGAUCCGAACAUGAGGCCGAGCUUCAGUCAGAUCAUACGAAUGCUCAACUCAUUCCUCUUCACACUCCCAUCUCCUUCACCAGAACCCGAAGCUGCUCCCUCCGUGCCAAGCAAUAGAGCUGCCAUCACGACUACCUCGUCGCCACGAAACGGUCGUAAGCUUUCUUUCCUUCGGCAGCUCUUUGCAGCAAAGAGGUCAGGCAACAAUAAAACAUGAUCAGAAAAGUUAUGUAUGCUUCCCCAUGUAAAAUGAGAAGCCUUUUAUAGAUCACAACAUUAUGAAAGCAAGCAGAAAAUGUUAGUUAAAAUAGUUGAUGCUGUUUUAGUUACUGCCUGCUUCUAUAGAGUUCUUUAACCAGGAAAACAUUUCCAAUUGUGUGUAUAUAUGUAUAACCCAUCUAAAGUUGUACUAAUCAAACUAAAUUAGAUGAAAAUUUUCAGGCAUCAGUUCUUGUGA